This is a messenger RNA of Doryrhamphus excisus (bluestripe pipefish), 3902 nucleotides long. RefSeq names its product Golgi apparatus protein 1-like. The record is from RefSeq and is a predicted model, not a curated record. Gene Ontology annotation, molecular function: fibroblast growth factor binding. Gene Ontology annotation, cellular component: Golgi membrane. Lineage: Eukaryota; Metazoa; Chordata; Actinopteri; Syngnathiformes; Syngnathidae.
GUAAUGUUGUUCUGCGUAUAGACUUAGCUUUACAGUGGUCUGAAGAUGGCGACGUCCAGUCGCUCUCCGCUACUGCUGCUGUUAUCAUCUGUGUGUCUCUGCGGUUUCGGACCCGUCUUCGGCCUGAAGGCUGCCAGCGGUCCCGCCGCGCCUCCCAACCCGGCUGUCCUCAGAGCCGCCGAACCGCAAGCCAAGGAUGCACCUGCCGCGGCUGCCGUGGCCGCCGCCGCCGCUGGGGCCUCACAGCUUCGAAGGACGACCGGUUGGAAGCUGUCGGAAGAGGAGGCCUGCAGAGCGGACCUGACCCGGCUCUGCCCCAAACACACCUGGGCUAACAACCUGUCCGUGCUUGAGUGCCUCCAGGACCGCAGAGAGGAAACUGACAUUGCCCCUGCUUGCAACCAUCUCCUUUGGAACUAUAAAUUUAAUCUGACCACAGACCCCAAGUUUGAGUCCGUGGCUGUGGAGGUUUGCAAGAGCACCAUCACUGAGCUGAAGGAGUGCAAUGAGGAGGAGCGCGGGAGGGGCUACCUUGUGUCCUGUCUGGUGGAUCACCGCAGCAACAUCAGCGAGUACCAGUGUAACCAGUACAUCACCAAGAUGACCAGUAUUAUCUUCAGCGACUACCGACUGAUCUGCGGCUUCAUGGACAAAUGCAAAGAAGACAUCAACAACCUCCGCUGCGGCAGCAUCAAUACGGGACACAAGGACAUCCACUCGCAGGGGGAGGUCAUCGCUUGUCUGGAAAAGGCACUCGUGAGGGAGGCGGAGCAACAAAAUGGAGUUCAUCCAAUCAAAGAGGAGUGUCAAAGGGCCAUUCUGCGAGUGGCGGAGCUGUCGUCGGAUGACUUUCACCUCGAUCGACAUCUCUACUUCUCCUGCAGAGAUGACCGCGAGAGGUUCUGCCAGAAUAUUCAAGCAGGAGAAGGAAAGGUCUACAAGUGUCUGUUCAACCACAAGUUUGAAGAGGCCAUGUCGGAAAAGUGCAGAGACGCACUGACCACCCGCCAGAAGCUGAUCUCGCAGGACUACAGGGUCAGUUACUCCCUGGCUAAAGCCUGCAAGCUCGACCUGAGGAAGCAUCGGUGCAGCAUCGACAGCAACCUGCCACGAGCUCGCGAGGCCCGACUCUCGUACCUGCUGCUGUGUUUGGAGGCCGCCGUGCACCGAGGUCGCCCGGUCACUGGCGAGUGCCAAGGGGAGAUGCUCGACUAUCGGAGGAUGCUGAUGGAGGAUUUCUCUCUGAGUCCAGAGAUUGUGCUCCACUGCAGGGCCGAGAUUGAGACUCACUGCUCGGGGCUUCACCGCAAAGGUCGCACUCUGCAUUGCCUGAUGAGGAUCGGACGCAGUGACCGCAGUGCCACCGUUGACAGCGUAUGCCAGAGUGCCCUUCAGACUUUAAUCCAGUCUGCCGACCCGGGGGCGGACUACAGGAUCGACAGAGCCCUCAACGAGGCCUGCGAAUCCGUCAUCCAGACGGCCUGCAAGCAUAUCCGCAACGGAGACCCGAUGAUCUUGUCUUGUCUGAUGGAGCACCUGUACACGGAGAAGAUGGUGGAGGACUGUGAGCAUCGGUUGCUGGAGCUGCAAUAUUUCAUCUCCAGGGACUGGAAAUUGGACCCGAUCCUCUAUAAGAAAUGUCAAGGAGAUGCUGCCCGACUGUGUCACACACACGGCUGGAACGAGACCAGUGAGCUGAUGCCGCCUGGCGCCGUCUUCUCCUGCCUUUACCGCCACGCCUACCGCACCGAGGAGCAGGGCCGUCGGGUGGACGCAGAUGAACAGUUAUCACGGGACUGCAAAAUGGAGGUUCAGCGGAUUCUCCACCAGAGGGCGCUGGAUGUGAAGCUGGACCCUGAGCUGCAGAAGCGCUGCAUGACAGAUCUGGGAAAGUGGUGCAGCGAGAAGACAGACGCCGGACAGGAGUUGGAGUGUCUGCAGGAGCAUCUGGAGGACCUGGUGUCGGCUUGCAGGGAAGUGGUGGGCAACCUGACGGAGUUAGAAUCAGAGGACAUCCAAAUCGAUGCGCUGCUGAUCAGAGCGUGCGAGCCCAUGAUCCAGGCCCACUGCCGUGAUUUGGCAGACAACCAAAUCGACACCGGCGAUCUUAUGGAGUGUUUGGUUCAGAACAAACACCAAAAGGAAAUGAACGACAAAUGUUCGGUUGGCGUGACUCACUUCCAACUGAUUCAGAUGAAGGAUUUCCGCUUCUCUUAUAAAUUCAAGAUGGCUUGCAAGGAGGAUGUUCUUCGCUUGUGUCCAAACAUCAAAAAGAAGGUCGACGUGGUCAUCUGCCUGAGUACCACCGUCAGGAACGACACGCUGCAUGAGGCCAAAGAGCAGCGGGUGUCCCUCAAAUGUCGGAAGCAACUGCGUGUGGAGGAGCUGGAGAUGUCGGAGGACAUCAGGUUGGACCCGGAAUUGUACGAGCCCUGCAAGUCGGACAUCGGUCGCCUGUGUCCCAACGUAGCGUUUGGCAACGCCCAGAUGAUCGAGUGUCUGAAGGAGCAGAAGAAGCAGCUCAGCCAACGUUGCCAUCAGAGGAUCUUCAGGCUGCAGGAGGCCGAGAUGACAGACCCCGAGCUGGACUACCAGUUGAUGAGAGUCUGCAAGCAGAUGAUUAAGAGGUUCUGCACUGAAGCCGAUGCCAGAAAUGUUCUUCAGUGUCUGAAGCAGAACAAGAACAGCGAGCUGAUGGAUCCAAAGUGCAAGCAGAUGAUCACAAAGAGACAGAUCACACAGAACACAGACUACAGGUUGAACCCGGUGUUGAGGAAAUCUUGCCGAGCGGACAUUCCCAAGUUCUGCCAGUCCAUCCUGAACAAAGGGAGCGAAGACAGCGAGCUGGAGGGUCAGGUGAUCGCCUGCCUCAAGCUCAAAUACGCCGAUCAGAGAUUGUCUCCGGACUGUGAGGACCAGAUCCGAGUGAUUCUCCAGGAGUCUGCGCUGGACUACCGACUGGACCCACAGCUGCAGAUGCAUUGCUCAGACGAGAUCUCCAAGCUGUGUGCCGAGGAGGCCGCCGCCCAGGAGCAGACUGGUCAGGUGGAAGAAUGUCUGAAAGUAAACCUGCUCAAGAUCAAACAGGACGCCUGUAAAAAGGAAGUGCUGAACAUGCUGAAGGAGAGUAAAGCAGACAUCUUUGUAGACCCGGUCCUCCACACGGCCUGCGCCCUGGACCUGAAGCAUCACUGCGCUGCUAUCACACCCGGCAGAGGAAGACAGAUGUCGUGUCUGAUGGAGGCGUUACAGGACAAGCGAGUUCGCCUGCAGCCUGAAUGUAAGAAACGACUCCAGGAUCGCAUCGACAUGUGGAGCUACGCCGCUAAGGUGGCGCCGGCCGAGGGUUUCUCCGACCUGGCGGUGCAGGUGAUGACGUCGCCCUCCAAGAACUACAUCCUGCUCAUGAUCGCACUGAGCAUGUGCGUCCUCUUCCUGGUGGGGCUGCUGUGCGGUCGCAUCACCAAACAUGUGACCAGAGAACUGAAGGACCGGUAGAGUUCAGCCGUUGCUCCUCCCACUUCAUGUUAAUAAAAUAAAAAAAAAUAAAAAUAAAAAACUGGAAGAGCGCAUGAAGAGAGCCUCGAGAAGACGCACAAGUUUGAAACCACGAGGCAACAUUUUUUUUCCCCGCUUGUACAGGAAGAUCAACCUGCUUGCCAUGACCGCCAUGUUCUCUUUGCAUUAAAUAUCUAUUCAUAUUUUAUACAUAUAUGACUUUUUUUUUUUUUUAUUGUCGGAUCAUUGUUUCUGAUGGGAUUCGUACUCGUGAAAGCCAAAGGAUGCAGUAUCAAACUUUUCCAAUGGCCGUUGCUCCAAGACGGGAUUUUUACGACGGAUUUUUAUGGUCCCAUGGCAACAAACUAAUCCAUACCGGAUGUUGGGGGCUGUCCAGUGGGGGC